Messenger RNA from Daktulosphaira vitifoliae (grape phylloxera), 2057 nucleotides. RefSeq lists its product as uncharacterized. The transcript has 2 exons. The coding region runs from base 874 to 1356 and encodes 160 amino acids. The record is from RefSeq and is a predicted model, not a curated record. NCBI's taxonomy places the organism in Eukaryota, Metazoa, Arthropoda, Insecta, Hemiptera, Phylloxeridae.
CCUGUUGAUAAUUCUUCGAUAAUAGGUUUGAUUGUAACCAAUAAGUAAAAUAAUACUAUUACAAUGGUUUAAAACUCGUUUAUACUUAGUACUCGCAAAUAUCUAUUGCAGCAUUUGAACGGGCUCGGUACAAAGUUUUUGUUUAUAUAUUGUUCGUUUUAACGCUGAUGUAUAAUUUUAGUGAAGUUUAAUUUUAGCUGAAGUGUAAUUUUUCUUAUUUUUUAGCUUUUUCUUUUAUUAUUUAAUAUUAAAAGUUGUGUAGUAGUAUGUCACACAAAGUAAAUUUGCGUAAACAGAUUUAUUUAUUAGGUCAUAUUGCCCAUCAAAUUUUUGGCUGUAAAUUACCUUCUAAUAUACAAGUUCUUAAAGUAUUGUUUUAUAAUAUAUGUGAAGUCAAAUUAAGCAUUCGUGAUAGUGUACGAUUAGUAAUAGAUGACGUUUUAAUAUUUUGGCAAAAAGCUCGCAUUCCAACUCGUGAACUACGCCACUGUAUAUUAAAAUUGGAAGCAAUUUACGACAAAUGGCGAAGUUUGCCAAAAAUGCAUCACGACAAACUGAUACUCAAAAAAAAAAAGAAAAUUGUUUUAUCGAUAAAUUUGACGACCUUUUUGAUAUAGCACAUGCUGACGCUAUGAAUCUGAUGAGUAUUGAGUUGGAUAAACAAUUUUUAAUUCGUCAACGUGAAAAAGGUCGCCCGGGAUCGUUGAGUGGAAUCGAUUAUGAUUCAUAUCAAGCUGACCAAAAAAAGUAUUUACGUUUUGAAAAAACAGAAAAAAGAAAAAACCUACUUAUGAUAAAAUAAAAGCAUCGUAUGAUACAGUUGAGUUUUAUUCAGGAUCGUCAGAAAGUGACACUGACGAUAAUAGUCAAAUCAUGUCGACCAAUGAUGAUUUAAUUUUUGAGAAAACAUUAUGUGAACCUGGUCCAUCUACUAGUAAACGAAUUUCAAAACAGUUUCUCACUAACAAACUUGUAGCUGCAUUGGAUAGAUGUAAGAUCAGUGACAGAGAUGCCACUCAUUUACUUAUGGCAGCGGCUGAAGCAUUUGGUCAAAACGUUGAUAGUUUGGUAAUAAAUCGUUUGUCAAUAUAUAGAGAACGUGAAAAGUUAUGUAAAGAACGAGCUUUAAAUUUACGUGAAAAUUUUCAAAUUAGCUUAUUUAGUAAUGCAGUCGUACACUGGGAUGGAAAAUUGCUUCCUUCGUUAACUUCAAAAGAUCUUGUUGACCGAUUACCAAUAAUUAUUUCUAGUGGUGUACCAAAAUUAUCAGAAGGAACUGGAGAAGAACUGGCUAUAAAAGUAUAUGAAUCAAUUGAAGAAUGCGGUCUAAAAAACUCAGUUGUAGCUGUUUGCUGAGAUACUGCGUCUUCAAACACCGGUAGAUUAAAACGUACAUGUAUAUUACUAGAACAAUGUCUUGAAAAAGAUUUUUGUUGUAUUUACUUUGUCGACAUCAUAUUUAUGAAAUUGUUUUAAAAAGUAUUUUCGAAGAAAUAUUUGUUUCAACCUCAGGGCCUAAUGUUCAACUUUUUAAAAAAUUCCAAGAAGGCUGGAGUAACAUAAAUUCAAAUAAAUUCAAUCCAGGUAUAGAAGAAAUAUGUUAGUGAAAAAUUAUGCGAUGCCAAACAACGUGUACUUGAAUUUUCAAUAAUUAUUUCAAAAGAAAAACAGUUUAGAGAAGAUUAUAGAGAGCUAUUAGAACUGUCUAUAAUUUUCCUAGGAGGAAUCCCACAUCGCAGUAUAUCGUUUCGAGUUCCGGGAUCAUACCAUCACGCCCGAUGGAUGUCCAAAGCGAUAUAUUGCCUAAAAAUAUAUAUUUUUAGAAAACAAUUUCAUAUGACCGCAGCACAAUAAAAAGAGCAUGUCGAGAUAUUUGUAUAUUUAUAAUAAGUGUUUAUAUUGAAAGAUGGUUUCGCUCACAUGUUGCAAUUGAAGUACCUUAUCAAGAUCUUUCAUUUGUUCAUUGUCUGAUUGAAUAUGAAAAAAUAGAUAAAAAUAUAACAAAAAUUGCAUUCAAAAAAUUUUGUGGUUACUUGUGGUACCUAACUCCUGAAGUA